AUGGCUGGUGAUGAGGAACUCGCUCACGCCCUUUCCGGUGCCGGAGGAGGCGCCUUGUCGAUGAUUGUGACCUAUCCAUUGGUGACAUUGUCGACUUUGGCCCAAACUACUAAGAAGAAGAAGGAAGGCGACGAAAAUGGAGAAAAGGUGCUGUCAACGUCAGCUGCACAGAAAAUUUUGAAGGAAAAGGGCUUUUUGGGAUUGUACUCGGGACUUGAAAGUGCCUUGUACGGGAUUACCUUGUCCAACUUCAUCUACUACUACUUCUACGAGUUCACGUCCAACGUCUUCUUGAGAGCAAACAAGACGGCUGGUAGAAAGGCUCGCGGGUUGUCGACAGUGCAGUCCAUCAUCACUGGUGCCAUCGCUGGUGCCAUUACCGUUGUGGGAACAAACCCAUUUUGGGUCGCCAACACCAGAAUGAUGACCAAGGCAAAGGAACACAACGGCUCUUCGCAGUCUGCCAUGAAGACCAUUUUGGAGAUCAUCGAGACCGAUGGUGUAGGAACGUUGUUUGCUGGCGUCUUUCCAGCGUUAGUCUUGGUCAUCAACCCAAUUAUUCAAUAUACCAUCUUUGAGCAGGUGAAGAAUGUGAUCAUUGCUGGCAACGGUGCUGCCUCAUUCACUGCCAUCAAGGCAUUUUUUAUUGGUGCUUUCGGCAAGUUAGUCGCCACCACGCUUACUUACCCUUACAUCACGUUGAAGUCACGGAUGCAUGUUAAAAAGAAGAAGUUGGAAGACUCAACAACCAAGGAAGUCAAACUUUCCAUGGUACAGGAGAUCAAGAAGAUUGUAACCGAGGAGGGCCUUGAGGGAUUAUACCGUGGAUUGGGCAUCAAGUUGUUCCAGUCGAUCUCGACUGCUGCUUUCUUGUUUUACUUCAAGGAAGAGCUUUUGAGUGGAAGUAUUCAACUUGUAGCCAUCCUCAAGGGCACCAAAUUGAAGAAGCAGCUUAGAGCAUAA
Molecule: messenger RNA, 963 nt
Organism: Sungouiella intermedia
Lineage: Eukaryota; Fungi; Ascomycota; Pichiomycetes; Serinales; Metschnikowiaceae
Source: the annotation of a GenBank genome assembly